GUGCGCAGCCGUGAGGACGGGCGUCUGUACGCGGUGAAGCGCACCACGCGGCCCUUCCGCGGCCCCCGCGACCGCCGCCGGGCGCUGGCCGAGGCCGGGCGCCAGCGCGCCGUGGGGCGGCACCCGCAGUGCGUGGGGCUGGUGGCGGCCUGGGAGGAGCGGGGCGUGCUGUACCUGCAGAGCGAGCUGUGCCCGGGGGGCAGCCUGGGGGGCGGCCCGGGGGGCCCCCUCCCCGCCUGGCGGGCGCUGGCGUACCUCUGGGACCUGCUGCAGGCGCUGCGGCACCUCCACGCGCGCCGCAUGGUGCACGGCGACGUCAAGCCGGCCAACGCGCUGCUGGCCCGCGGCGGCGUCCGCUUGGCCGACUUCGGGCUGCUGGGGGGGGAGGGCGGCGGCGAGGGGGACCCCCGCUACCUGGCCCCCGAGGUGGGGGGGGGGGGGCCGGGGGCGGCCGGGCCCCCCGCCGACGUCUUCAGCCUGGGGCUGACGCUGCUGGAGGUGGCGGCGGGGACGCGGCUGCCGGCGGCCGGCGAGGGCUGGCAGGAGCUGCGCAGGGGGGGGCUGCCCCCCGACAUGGCGCGAGGGCUCACCCCGGAGCUGCGGGAGCUGCUGGCGGCCAUGUUGGAGCCCGAGCCCGAGCGCCGACCCUCGGCCGAGGCCCUGCUGCAGACGGCGCCGGUGCGGCGCGCGGGGCGUUACCGGGCCCUCACCCGCCUGGCCGACGAGGGGCUGCGCCGUGGGGCGCGCCUGAUGGAGGGCUGCCGGGCCGCCCUCCGGUGGAUGAGGGGCGCGCUAUGGGGCGCGCUAUGGGGCGCGCUAUGGGGCACGGCGCCCUGGCGGCGCCCCCCGGCCACCCCGCCCCGCUCCCCGCUGCCGCCCCACGGCAUCGACUGGGAGGAGGAGGAGGAGGAGGAGGGGGUGCGGUGGGUCGGCGGCACGCCGGGGAGGUGAGUGGC
Molecule: messenger RNA, 956 nt
Organism: Oxyura jamaicensis (ruddy duck)
Lineage: Eukaryota; Metazoa; Chordata; Aves; Anseriformes; Anatidae
Gene: PKMYT1
Product: protein kinase, membrane associated tyrosine/threonine 1
Exons: 3
Biological process (GO): protein phosphorylation
Molecular function (GO): protein kinase activity; ATP binding
Source: RefSeq, a predicted model, not a curated record